Molecule: messenger RNA, 1398 nt
Organism: Triticum urartu
Lineage: Eukaryota; Viridiplantae; Streptophyta; Magnoliopsida; Poales; Poaceae
Source: RefSeq, a predicted model, not a curated record
CGCUCCUUCUCUUCCAACUUCUGCUGCCAUUUCUUCACUUGGCGAUGGUUACUCCUGCUCGUUCUGGGCGCCGUCGUCGGGGUCGCCCUCCUGGGAUUCGGGCCGCCGUUAUUGCGCGUGUGCGCCGUGUCGGCAUGCGUCUUCCUCCUGCCGACUCUUCGUCUGGGGUGGCAGCCGCUGGGCUGCGUGAUCAGCUGGCUGAGGUCGACUCAGGGCGGAUUCUCCACCCCGCCGGCCGCUCCGUUCCCGCCGGGCUGCCCGUCAGCGUUCUGACUUGGAGUAGUUUCGUUAUGGAGAGCUUGAUGCUCGCCGUCGGGAGAUUUCGUUGGGGAAGCGAGUCGUUGACUGUACUGUUGGUUCGACCACUACUGUUGGUUCUUCUUCCGCGUCUGACGGCUUCGUGUCUGCUGGUCGGCCCUCUGCUCUGCGAACUGUUGGACACUCUUGACCAACAUCAACUGAGUACACCACAAUGGACGAAGCUUAUCAUUCCCAGAGAGCAUCCUCCAUGGCAAAGCAAGUUAGGAAGAAGGGUAAACAUCCAGCACUGAAUUUUAAUCAUGGAAGCGGAAGUACCUCGGAUGAGAAUUUUAUAGUGUAUAUUCCAAGACGACCAAUGCUUGAAACAGUGAGUGAGACAAUUGGCUUAAAAGUACAAGGGUACACCUGUUGGUACGUUCAUGAAGGUAUGAUACAAGCGUCCGUACUAAUUGCUAUUGGCUUAAAAGUACAAGGGUACACCUGUUGGUACGUUCAUGAAGGUAUGAUACAAGUGUCUGUACUAAUUGCUCUACCACGUCAAAAAGAUAGCUUCAGAGAAUCCUCCAUUACAUAUGAAGGAGAAGCAGCUAAUACAGAAGAUGAAGCAAUGGAAAAAUCAGCUCAGGUGCCCUUAGAAUGCAUCUGUGCAGACUAUAAUAUUUCUAUCAAUGAUCAUAAUUACUAUGCUCUUGAAGUCACAAAGGAAAGGUUGUUUACAGCAAGAGAGAAGGCUCAAACAAAGCAAUGGCAAUUCAAUAUGGCCCACCAGCAAGUAAACACACAGCAAAACGAGUUUGCAAGACAGACAAUGAUUUUGGCAAAGAUAUGCAAUGGCUUCUUUUGAUAUAUUACCAAUUCGUAUGUAUCCCCAGCGCCCAGACAACGAUAAUCCCAUUAUCACAUAUAUAGGCGCGCAUCCUCCCGUCGGACAUAUGAAAGAACUUGCAAAGUCACUUUAUCAUUACAUCACAGGCACCAAUCCCGCAGGAGGAUAUACUAGGAUGAUCUAACCCACUAGCAUCUACUUCUAGCUUAUCUAUACAAUGUGUUUGUGUCUUUGUAUACAGUUCUCUGUCCGCAGCGAACUGUAUGUAGUUUGAAUAAUUUGUUUGUCUCAAGAAUGUGCCACUUUUAAUU